UCUCCAGGAGGGGUGGCCUUCUCCCCUGGGUGGCCUGGAGCACAGCACACACCCCUCAGUCCCCUGCAGGUCCCUCUGGCCAGAACCCUGGCUUCCCACUGCCUGCUCGCCGCUUGCCAGGGGCCUUCCACAGGGGAGCAGGGGCAGCCAGCCCUGCUGGGCUCUGUCGGCAGCACCCUGAGGCAACCAGGGCUGGAUUUAGGGCCCUCAGGGUCACAAGAGGGCAGGGCCGCCUCCCCCCAACAUCAGGCUGCAAAUUGGGAGCGGCAGCCUGGGACGCAGCCCAGCUGGGGUCUCAUCUGUUUAAUGCCAAGCCAGCGCCCCGGAGCACUGUGGGCACGGCGGGGAUGUACAGGCGCUGUUUCGGGUGCGAGCGUUCUGAGGCCGGGUGGAGUACACGUGCGGACAGCCUGGGCAGCCUCCAGGGCGCACAGCUGGGCACGAGGCAGCAGCCCCUAACAGAGCCCAUCUCCAGACCAUGACACUGCAGGGACCUCGUGCAGAGGGGAACAGGGAGCUGGGGCUCCCCGAGGCAGGUGGGUAAGGCCACCCCCUUCUUGAGACUCGGUUUCCUCAGCCGCUGCUAGGGUCUCUGAGGUGCCCCUGCCGCUCUGGCAGUUCAGCCCAUAGAUGCGCACGUCCUGGGCACUUACAGAGCCCUGGCUGCUGGCCAGGCCCUCGGGAAAGCCGGCCCCUGCUUCCCACAGCCCCUCAGGUGGGCCGGGGCCUCUCACAGUCCCCAGGGAAAAGGCAGUGUAUGUGGGGUCCCCUGCACCCUCCAGGGGCUGCUGAGCCAAGGUGUCGAGGGCCAUGGGCGCAGAGGUUUCUGGGCAGGGGUGUGUCCUGCUGGAGCUUGGAACCAGAAAAGAGGAGGUGGGCCCUGGGUGCCCGGACGGGCAGGGGGUGCAGCCUGGGGAGCCCUUGCCCCCAGAUGCCACGGCCCGCCACCCUCGUGCCCAAGCGCCUCCUGGGGGUGCUGGGCGCAGCCUGGAAAGGGAACUGUGUGCCGAGGAGACUCGAUUUUUGAAAGUCAUGCUUUGCCCGAGGCCAAGGAAGCCCCGUAGCUGUGGCCGCUCUGGUGUCCCCGGCAGGUUGCUCAGCAAGCGCGGCCCCGCCAGUGUCACCGGCCCUGCCUGCCACCUUCCCUCCCACCUGCCGGCUGCGCAGCCCGCCGGGGAGCUGGGUGCAGAGGGAGGCCCCACUGCCGCGGCCGAUCCCGGAGGGGCGUCUGGGCGUCGGUGCCGGCAGGGCGCGGAGGCGGCGGGCGCAGGAGCAGAC
Chinchilla lanigera (long-tailed chinchilla) is the source of this 1278-nucleotide messenger RNA. Its product is annotated as cuticle collagen 40-like. Lineage: Eukaryota; Metazoa; Chordata; Mammalia; Rodentia; Chinchillidae. The record is from RefSeq and is a predicted model, not a curated record.